This is a messenger RNA of Bursaphelenchus okinawaensis, 1163 nucleotides long. NCBI's taxonomy places the organism in Eukaryota, Metazoa, Nematoda, Chromadorea, Rhabditida, Aphelenchoididae. The record is from the annotation of a GenBank genome assembly.
AUGACACCAUGGUCAGCGAUGAGUUCAGAUAUGCAGAAAGUGAUCCAUAACCUGUUGGAUAUCAGGAGGGGAAAGUAUCCUGCCAAAGAAUUUAUUAGAUCAGACUGUUCUCAACCUCGAAAUGUCAGUGCUUUGAAGAAACAGGAUUGUGCGUUGAGUUACUGCGAAACAUUGAUAUUGACUGAUCAUAAUACUGGUAAGUAUGUAUGAUAAGGCAUAACAUCAUAGUAAAUUGGCGAAAUAGCAUUAAAUUUAACCCAAAGAGAACUUAUACCAUAGAAAAUUAGUAUGCAAAAAUUCAGAUUUAAUUUUGCACUUUUAAAAUUCAAAUUUGAAAUUUCGCGCCAAAACUUUAAAGUGUCAUAAAAAGGUGACAAAUUAUCAAAUCGAACCAAAACUUUGUAUAUAGGCUGUUCAUACAAUAGUAAACCAAUACAUAUAAUAUUAAUUUUACAUCUUGCACUUUUAAAAUUUAAAUUACGUUUGGCGCCAAAUUUUAAUUUAAAAAUUUUAAAGUCAAUUUUUUUAAAAGUGCAGUAAGCGUGUGAUAGUUUAAGAUGGAAAUAAGACUGAAAGGCCAUAAAAACCGAUUAAUUCCGAUUUUCAGCUUCAUCGUUCACGAUACGUGGCUGUGCCGAGAAGCUGGGAGCGAUAGAUGAUUCAUAUAUGGAGAGACGAGGAGACAAUGUCUGUAAGAAGUAAGUCGCAACAAAUGAUUUGGACGCUUUUGUUUCAAAAUUACAAAAAUAAGGUUGUUUUAAAGUGGUAAAGGUAGCAAAAUACGACUUGAUGUUUUUCACUUUUAAAAUAUUAGGCCGUUCAAAUAAUUCUGAGCCUUCAAACCCCAAAUUUGCAUUGGCAGGGGGCGCAGAAUUAUUUGAACAAUCUAAUAUUUAAAAGUUAAAAAGAAAUUUAAAUACAAAAAAGUUAAAUUCAAAUACAAAGAUUUAAAAAAUUGAAAUUCCAGACUCCACAACUCGGUAGACAUCCAGGAAUGUAUAUGUAAAAACAGAAAGUACUGCUAUACGGGACCUCAACGUAGGAAUCUUGGAUAUUCAGAAGAAGCAGAAGCUUCAUUCUUAGCACCGCAAGCUAGGUCCAGCGGUGUUCAAGCCUACCUCAGCUCAUUUGCCAUCAUAUUGUACAUGUUGUUGUUGUUAUAG